AUGAUUGACCUAAGCUUCCUAACAGAGGAGGAACAAGAAGCAAUAAUGAAGGUGCUGCAACGGGACGCAGAGCUUAAAAGAGCUGAAGAAGAGAGAGUCAGGCAUUUGCCAGAAAAAGUUAAAGAUGAUGUUCAACUAAAGAAUAUGAGCGGGCAGUGGUUUUAUGAAGCGAAGUCAAAGAGGCACAGAGAUAAGAUACACGGAGCAGAUAUUAUUAGAGCUUCCAUGCGACGGAAGCCUGCCACUCUUGCUGAAGUGAGUCAGAACAAAUCAAACAAAGCAAAGAACAGCUGGGUAAGCAACAUUAAUAAAGAAGUCUUUGUGCCACCAGAGCUACAUGGCAUUGUGGAGCAUCAAGAAGAAGAACAACUGAAAUCUAGUUCAAGUUCUAAGCCAGUAACCUCUCUGUUAGACAAACCAGAGGAAAGACCUGUGAAGGCAACAGUCUCGCCAGUAAAGCAAAGGAGAAAUCCAUUCAAUUCCACUGCAUCAGGUGAUAACUUGAACAGUGGGGAAUCAGAAAACAGACCAGCCACCCUACCUCAGCUAUCAAGGAAGGAAAUAUUAUCUCUCUCAGAAGAGAGCCAACCUAAGCCAAACUUACAAAAGGAUGAAACAGAGAAACAGAAGAAGCCUUCUGUAGGACCUGCUGAUGAAUCGCAGAAAGGAGUAAUUAAACAACCUAUCCCAAAAGCUAGAAAAUUAAUUCACAAAGCAACAGAUUCUGUGUCACAAAGAGAAGAGUUUGUUCCAAAACCAGAUAAACGGACUGAGAGGUUUAAUGGCAUUGGUACACCGCCCAGGGGCAUUCUCAAGCGCAGUUCAAGUUCAAGUUCCACAGACUCAGAAGUUCGUGUUAGUCAGAUGUUAGAUGUUCAGAAAAAGAAUGGUCUUCCUACUGCUACUAUUUUUGAAGGAGAGGCUGAGAACAACUCUCUUACGGAAGAAGCGGAAGACUCUGCACAAAUUUCUCUGGAAAAACUAAAACAAGUGAGGUUUUCGCCUAGCACGGGUAAAGGAGAACCUCUGCAAAGCCCACAGCUACACCAUGGUAGAGAAACAGGAGAGUUUGAUUUGUUAGAAUCUGAUGAAAUAAAGAGCAGUGGAGGUGAUGCUGUUAGAUCAGAUUCAUUUGGGAAUAAGCAAAUUUCUGCUGUAAAUCCUUUGGGAACUUAUUCAGCAGCUUUACAAGUAAAACCAACAAUAGAGGGCUUACAAGAAGAUACAUCAGCACCCAUCCCUUGUGACACUAAUGGGUCAGUCUCUCUGGUUAAUAAAACCUUGCAGACAAAGACAGCUACUCCUAAGAAACUUGAAACUCCACAGAAGACCUCCAGCAAUAUCCUGCCAAAUAGCAAUAAUGAACUGAGUGUUGAUGAGACACGUGAAAAUAAAACCAACCAGAUCUUGAGCCAUGAAUCAAAGUCAGACAAAAACUGUACUGAUGAACAUCAGCUUUCUGCUAAGACAAAAGCACAUGAGGUGUCAAGCACCAGUUCUACAAGUCUUCAACAAGGUUCAGAAGAAGAAUUAAGCCCUGUUUUGAUGGCUUUGAAAAGGAGUGCAGAUAGGAAAAUGCCUUCCAAAAGUCUAGAGGACAUUCCAUCAGCCAUCUCAAAUAAAGGAAAAAUAAAUAAUCCAAAGGAAGAAUUAGCUCUUAGUGCUGAAGAUGGUCCGAAACCUGAUCAGCAUCAAGAGAGGAAUGAAAAUGCAGCAGGAAUUUCCACAGUGCCUUCACAGCCAGAUAAGCUGGUUUCCAAUCCUGAAAAACUCAAAGGACUGAGCAAGUCAGUACCAUCAUUCCUACAGGAAGAGAGUGAUGACAGAGAGACAGACACAGCAUCAGAAAGCAGUUAUUCCCUUCGCAGAAUCAAGAAGAGUCCCAGCUCUCUAACCAAUCUUAGCGGCUCUUCUGGCAUGGCCUCCUUAUCCUCUGUCAGUGGAAGUCUGAUGAGCAUCUAUAGUGCAGACUUUGGCAAUGUUGAUGUGAAAGGGAACAUCCAGUUUGCUAUUGAUUAUGUAGAACAGCUGAAAGAGCUCCACGUUUUUAUUUGCCAGUGUAAAGACUUGGCAGUGGCAGAUGUUAAGCGACAGCGUUCAGACCCGUAUGUAAAGACCUACUUGCUUCCAGAGAAAUACAAGCUGGGCAAACGGAAGACCUCUGUCAAAAAGAAAACUUGUAAUCCAGUCUAUAACGAAAUACUGCGGUAUAAAAUUGAGAAGGGUCUCUUAAAGAACCAAAGCCUUAACGUCUCUGUCUGGCACAACGAUACCUUUGGGAGGAAUAGCUUCCUUGGUGAAGUGGAGCUGGAUUUAGGAACUUGGGACUGGAACGAUAAAUCCAACAAGCAGAUCAACUGGUUUCCGCUCAAGCCAAGGACUUCAACAAUGGCUCUUAAACUAGAAAACAGAGGGGAGAUGAAACUAGCCCUCCAGUAUGUCCCACACCCUGUUGGAGGAAAGAAGACCCUGUAUACUGGUGAGGUCCACAUCUGGGUGAAGGAAUGCCAUGACCUUCCUCUUCUGAGAGGCAACAGGCUCAACUCUUUCAUUAAGUGUACCAUUCUGCCAGAUACUAGCAGAAAAAGUCGCCAGAAAACAAGAACAGUGUCAAAAACUACAAACCCAGUAUUCAACCACACCAUGGUCUACGAUGGCUUUAGACCAGAGGAUUUGAAAGAAGCCUGCAUAGAACUCACGGUCUGGGAUCACAACAAACUCACCAACCACUUUCUGGGAGGUCUCAGGAUAGGCCUUGGAACAGGCAAGAGCUAUGGAACUACAGUAGACUGGAUGGAUUCCACUUCAGAUGAAACUGCCCUUUGGGAGAAGAUGAUGAACUCGCCGAACACAUGGGUAGAAGAUACGCUACCUCUCAGGAUGCUAAUGGUUGCAAAACUGACAAAAUGAGGUGGCUUUUUAAUUGCCAGGGUCAAAAAGAAACCUUGGGAAUGAAAUUAAAGGGGAGUGUGUGUGGGUGAAACUUGGAAGAGGAACACAGUAGCUCUUUUGACAGUCUCUGCUCUGUUGCUGUUCUGGUUUUGUGCUGUCAAAUGUCACUUUGUAUUUCAAAUUAAACUUCAGCCCGCGGAUUAUGAUGUAAAUUUA
Molecule: messenger RNA, 3108 nt
Organism: Leptosomus discolor (cuckoo roller)
Lineage: Eukaryota; Metazoa; Chordata; Aves; Leptosomiformes; Leptosomidae
Gene: SYTL2
Product: synaptotagmin like 2
Biological process (GO): intracellular protein transport; exocytosis
Cellular component (GO): plasma membrane; exocytic vesicle
Molecular function (GO): neurexin family protein binding; small GTPase binding
Source: RefSeq, a predicted model, not a curated record